This is a messenger RNA of Dovyalis caffra, 198 nucleotides long. The record is from the annotation of a GenBank genome assembly. Lineage: Eukaryota; Viridiplantae; Streptophyta; Magnoliopsida; Malpighiales; Salicaceae.
AUGCAAGUUUGGAUGCAGCAACAUAUGAUUCAACUUCUUGAUGGUUCACUCAAAGAAGACAGGGUUUACAAAAACAAAGAAGAGAAGGUUGAUGAAGAGGUUUGGAUGUUUGAUUACACAAAAGAACUUGACGAGGCAAUAGUGCAAGAACCGAGAAGAGCAUUGAAAUUCCACGAAAUGUUGUUGAAGAUGGGGUGA